AUGGCCAUUCUAAGGGGUAGAAGCGAGCACGAGGAGCCGGGCGUGCCGGGCGCGGGGCGAUGCUCUGCAGCAGACACCCACGAAGUGAGGAAGGGGGAAGGCGACCACUGGGGGCCCGACCGACCCUCCCCGCCAGCGGCGAGGACGACCGACCGCCCACGUCUGUUCCCGAGGGGCGCAGUGCGCCGCGGCGGCGUGGAGGAGCGAGGGGGCGACCCCCGUCGUGGGCCCGACGUGGGUCCGGGGACGGCCGACGCGCCCUCGCGUCCACCCGCCGAGGGACCCGACCCGCGCUCGGGCGAGACCACCGGGACUCCCCUCGCCCAGCAACGACGUCGGCGGACAGAGGGCAGCUACGCGCAACGCAGCGGGGCCGGGCGGGCGGGGAAGCGAGACGCACCGGGGCGCGCGCCCAGGGAUCGGCAGACGAACGGACGGAGAGGGGCACCGACGGCGGAAGCGGUGGGCCGCGCGCCACCGCGAGGGGCCCCGGGGCAAUUGGAAACCACCCGGACGCAGUCGGCCUCCGGGCCCGCCCCGGGGUCUCAGCGCCUGAGGUCUCAGCACCGGGUGGGGGGAGCUCCCGCGGCGCCCAGGAUGUCGGCCCCGGGCCGCUCGCGGGGCCCGCGCCCGCGCGCCCCAACCCGCAGCGCCGCGGGGGCCCGGGAGGAAGCUCUCCCGCCGCAUCCCCGCGCCCCUCUCGCCACCCGCCAGGCCCAGCUCCCCGCCUCGGGGCCCGAGGGCCCUCCGCCAGGGGACGCCAGCAGCAGGGAGGCCUGGGACGACACCCACGGCCCCGGACAGCGGAGGGGGCGCGGGCGGGCACCCGUGCGGGGCGGGGGAACAGCGGGCAGCGAGGGCCGCGGGACCGGGCCCCGAGGGAGCGACACGGCCGGGCCAGCAAGACAGCAAGCGCGGGCCCCACCGCCACACGCGGGGGCGCUCCCGGGACGCCGGCCACCCCCGGAGCCCCCACGCCCCGGCCUCGCCGCCCGGCCUGCGUGCCCCGCGCCACCGCGUGCAGCGGAGGGGCCAGGACACCGUCCCCGGCAGAUCGGCCCUCAUUGA
Molecule: messenger RNA, 1068 nt
Organism: Bubalus bubalis (water buffalo)
Lineage: Eukaryota; Metazoa; Chordata; Mammalia; Artiodactyla; Bovidae
Product: basic proline-rich protein-like
Exons: 2
Coding region: 1-1068 (355 amino acids)
Source: RefSeq, a predicted model, not a curated record